Chaetomium globosum CBS 148.51 is the source of this 1413-nucleotide messenger RNA. RefSeq lists its product as uncharacterized. NCBI's taxonomy places the organism in Eukaryota, Fungi, Ascomycota, Sordariomycetes, Sordariales, Chaetomiaceae. Gene Ontology annotation, molecular function: oxidoreductase activity, acting on paired donors, with incorporation or reduction of molecular oxygen; iron ion binding; heme binding. The transcript is spliced from 4 exons. The record is from RefSeq and is a predicted model, not a curated record. The coding region runs from base 1 to 1413 and encodes 470 amino acids.
AUGACGUUGGAAUCGUACCUGACAGCGCCGGCUUUGGCUGCUACCGUGGCUGCUGUGGUCGCGGGGAACAUUAUCUGGGCUAUUCUCUCAAACGUCCUCACGUCACCGAUCCCUUCGUCUGUUCCAGGUCCGUUUUUCGCCCGCCUCACCAGCAAAUGGAUCCUUCUCGUCGACAUGUCGGGCCACCGCGCUCGCACCGUCGACGCGCUGCAUAAGAAAUACGGCCCCGUCGUGCGCCUGGCCCCGAACGAGCUAUCAUUUUCCUGUCGGGAGGCUAUCCAACCCAUCUACGGCACCAAAUCCACGUGCGUCAAGGGCCCGAUUUACGACUACUUUGGCAAACGCGGCCUGUUCCACAUGAAGGACGCCGCCGAGCACCGCGAGCGCCAAAGGCGCAUGUCUCACAUCUUCAGCGCGGGCUCGCUGCAGCAGAUAGAGCCCCUGGUCCAGGCCGUCAUUGACCGCACCGUGAGCGCCAUCGAAAAGACGUCCGGACAGGCCUGUGAUGCGCUGCAUUUCUGUCGGAUGAUGGCACUGGAUGUUGCUGGCGAGGUUCUGAUGGGCAAGUCGUUCGGUGCGUUUGACGGCCAGAAAAAUGCCCCUGUCUACGUUAAGCAUCUGGACAACACAUAUCCGGUGUGGUUUAUCCAGGGCAUUGCCCCGCUGCUGUAUCAACUCCUGACGAUACCGCCCAUUCCCGCGCUGCAAGAGUUUAUGGCCGCAGGGGACUAUGUAUACAAGUACGGCAAUGAUGCGUUCGACGAGUUUCUCAAGCUGAACGGGCGCACCUCUAAUCGGCGCACGCUGCUCACCAAGCUCAUCGCCGGCAACCCCGAGACUGGUGCUGAGCCGCUCCCGGAUGCCGAUAUCAGCAUCGAGGUCUCGAACCUAACCUUUGCCGCCGUCGACACCACUGGAAAUACGGGAGCGUAUGCCCUCUACCGCCUGGCUUGCCACCCAGACUGGCAAAGCAAACUACAGGCCGAGAUACGGGACUCGAGCGCCAGGAAAACUGACUUUGCUUAUAUCACUCUGCAAACGCUCCCCAUCUUGAAUGGCGUUAUCAUGGAGACGUUGAGACUUCACCCGGCCCAACCCGAGCGGCCCCGCGACCCAGCCUACUUCCCCGAUCCGGACCAGUUCAACCCAGGCCGCUGGAUCAACGCCGACGGCACCAUCAACCCGGGGACCCCCGAGCUGCAGGACAUGAUGCUGGUCUGGGGCAAGGGCCCGCGCACGUGUGCCGGCCAGUACAUGGCCACCAUGGAGCUGAAGAUCCUGCUGGCUCGGCUGAUGGAUCGGUUUGGGGUCGCCCUGCAGGGGGAGAGGACGCAUGCGGAUAUGGAGAUGACGGAUCAUUUUGUGCUGAUUCCGAAGGGGCAUUGUUGCGGUUUGGUUUUUACUGAGGAUUAA